Messenger RNA from Hansenula ciferrii, 324 nucleotides. RefSeq lists its product as uncharacterized. The record is from RefSeq and is a predicted model, not a curated record. Bases 1 to 324 code for a protein of 107 amino acids. The transcript has a single exon. NCBI's taxonomy places the organism in Eukaryota, Fungi, Ascomycota, Saccharomycetes, Phaffomycetales, Wickerhamomycetaceae.
AUGCAAUUCCAAUUAGUCACUUUAUUAUCUGUCGCUGCUUACGCUGUCGCUGCCUCUGCUGAAUCAACCUCAGUUGCUAUUGUCAGUGAAGAAUCAACUGUCACUUCAUCAAUCGAAGACUGUGCUUCAACUGUUACCAACUGUCCAGCUAGAUCAUCUUCUGCUCCAGCUGCUCCAACUACCGUUGCUCCAACUAACGGUACCAACGUUACCAACGGUACUGUUAACCCACCACAAGUUACUUCAUACGAAGGUGCUGGUAACGCUUUAUACGCUCAAGCCGGUGUUGCUGCUAUUGCUGGUGUUGCUGCUUUAUUAUUAUAA